AUGGACUUCGCAGCCGUACCCAAGACGCGUUUCGUGUUAGCUCAAAGCGAUUUCGAUUGGAGCGCGAUCGAACCAACGACCAAUUUAUCUUGGGUGGACUGUUACUCAAACUACAAAUGCGCGCGUUUCCAGGUUCCCAUUGACUACUCUAACGAGGCUGGUGACAAGGCGGCUAUCGCGGUAAUCAAACUGCCUGCGCAAUCUCAGACAGACUAUAAAGGAGCAGUAUUGAUGAAUCCCGGAGGUCCUGGCGGCAGUGGAGUCGCGGAUGUAGUUUACGCUGGUCCACUAUUCGCGUCUGUCAUUGGGACUCAAUACGAUCUUAUCAGCUUCGAUCCUCGUGGAGUCGGUAAUUCGACGCCUCGAGCAGAAUUCUUUCUCACAAAAGAAGAACGCUCGCUCUGGCUUGCUGAUCCCAAUCAUUGGACGGCUGCUCCUAACACAAGCUCGGACCAGAUUCCUCAUCUAUGGGCGUCGUCGCAUGUUAUAGCGGAAGUGGCCAAGGAAAGGGAUAAUGGAAUCUUGAAUUACAUUGGUACUGACAAUGUUGCACGGGACAUGCUGGCAAUCAAUGAAGCAGUGGGUCAUGAGAAGUUGCAGUAUUGGGGGUUCUCUUAUGGAACUAUUCUCGGAACCACGUUCGCUACAAUGUUUCCCGAUAAAGUCGAACGUAUGGUGCUUGAUGGUGUAGCAGAUGUGGAUGGCUACUAUAGUGGUGACUGGCGCAAUAACUUUCUCGAUACCGACAAGGACAUGCAAUCUAUCUUUGACGCAUGCGUAGCUGCUGGACCUGAAGCAUGCGCUUUCUACGCCCCUACUUCGGAAGAGAUAUCCAAUAAUCUCAACUCUCUAUAUGAAUCCCUUCGCGCCCAGCCAGUCCCAGUCGUAACCCCAUCGUUUUAUGGUGUCGUCGACUAUGCCGCCUUGCGAACAGCAGUGAAGUACACCCUGUAUCGACCGUAUGUAUAUGCAUCUGUUUUCGCCCAAGGUCUCGCUGCUCUCGCAGCAGGGGACGGAAGCAUAAUAUACGAGAUGCAAGCACCGGUGAACGACCCCUCUACCGUUUAUGAUAAUGGCUUGGAGGCAGAAAUUGCUAUUUCCUGCAGUGAUGCACUGAAUAAUACGGACUCCCUGCCAGAUUUGUUGGCGUACUGGGACAGUAUCAAGGGAGUAUCAACCUUUUCUGAUUUACUCUUCACGCAGAUGCUUAGCUGCACCGGAUGGAAAUUCCAUCGUGAAGGCAGUUUUACGGGUCCGGUCGGCGGCAACACCAAUUAUCCUAUUCUUUUCGUAGGAAACGUGGCUGAUCCCGUUACAUCAAUUGCCGGGGCAAAGAAGGCGUCCAGCGCAUUCCCUGGCUCUGUCGUUCUAACUCAAAACUCGUCAGGGCACGGUUCUCCGGCCGCUUCGUCUGCAUGCACACAAGCAUACGUUCAAGCGUACUUUCAGAACGGCACUCUUCCCGGAGAUGGAACAAUCUGUGAGAUUGAGUCUCAGAUGUUCCCAGCUUCUUCAAACACCACUGAUCAGCGACGUGCUUUCCUCGGUCGCCAACCAAUGACUCCGGAACAUAUUCACUAAUUCUUUCAAUUGGUGCAUUGUUACGGUUUGUCAAGUAUAUUCAACACUGUCUCCUUUCUGGUUUGCUUUAUUGCAGCUUUACACGUCCAAUUCAUCCGUCCUUCAUCCUGUUCUACUGGGAUGCUCCUAUGUAGCCCCAUUUUCUUAUAUGUACUACUCCUUCGGUCUUAAAUCAAUAAUUCGUGUUGCGGAAAAGAUACCCUGUUCACAAUUUUCAC
This is a messenger RNA of Desarmillaria tabescens, 1799 nucleotides long. RefSeq names its product TAP-like protein-domain-containing protein. The transcript is spliced from 14 exons. The record is from RefSeq and is a predicted model, not a curated record. The coding region runs from base 1 to 1581 and encodes 526 amino acids. NCBI's taxonomy places the organism in Eukaryota, Fungi, Basidiomycota, Agaricomycetes, Agaricales, Physalacriaceae.